Cladocopium goreaui is the source of this 1184-nucleotide messenger RNA. NCBI's taxonomy places the organism in Eukaryota, Dinophyceae, Suessiales, Symbiodiniaceae. The record is from the annotation of a GenBank genome assembly.
UUUUUGGCUUCAAAAAAGAUCUCGCCGCUGCGCCGCUGCGCUCCAGCGAAAGCGGGGAUCAUGGCACUAGUACCAUGGCCCGAGAGCAAAGCUGAGAAGAGUACCGAGCAGCUAGCAGUGUUUGAGGGUGCACUGCCUGACCUUGGUAAGUUGCUGGAGCCGACGAUUCAGCAGCUCGAAAAGGCGGUGAGGGAUGCCUAUCAAUUUGGUGUAGAACUCUGCGAAGGUACGUACAGGUGGAUCACCGGUGAGCAGGACGAGGAUGAGGAUGAAUUGCCAACGACUUCGGUCCAACUGGCCUCUAGAGAGAUAGCAUACUUUUCGGGUUUCUCCUCGGUUUGCACGCUCUUACCCAGCAGCACAUCCUCAGUGGUCAUGGCCAGUGUCAAUAUCGGACCCUUUGGCUUUUGGACAUUCGCCUUGAGUGGUGCGGCAGCAGCCUUCCUGAUGGUCCAGUCCGUGCGAAUGUGGAAUCUGAAUGGUGAGGAAAAUGGCCGGCGGAAUGUCUACCGUGGGGCAGCGACAGCGUUUGGCAUUGCCGCAGUGGGGCAGGUUGCCUUCCUGGCGCUCAACCACACAGCCGUGGUUGGAAUGCACGUCUUGCCCUACGUGUCGGUCAGCAGCUUCUUCGCCCCCAUGAUGAACCCCUUCCUGGUGCUUCAUCUUUUCGCAUUCAGCACUGAGCUGCCAUUCGUCUUCUACGUGCAGGGUCGGAUGGCCGGGCUUGACUCAACUGAGAUGAGCUACUGCCACUUGAACGCUGGCUUGUUUGGUGUCCUCUCAAUUCUCUCGGCAUCCACCAAGAAUGUUUGGCUGCGUCUUGCCCUGCUGGCGGCCAGCGGCUUUUGCACGGUAGAUCAACGUUUUUCGAAUUCCCUCGAUGUCACCCUAGAUGCCCCUGCCCUGAAACUGCGGCCAGCGCUUGCCGGACAAAGUGAAAGACAUCACCGUGUCGCGCAUGACGAAGAUGUGGGAAAAGAAUUUGACAACCAGCACUUUGGUGAUAUCUUUAGCAACCGGGAAGGUUUGAUGCUGCACGUCUGCUUCCGAAAGAUCCUCUACGACCACAACCACGUGGCGCGUGCCGAGAUGCGUCUGAUCGAGAAGGAGGCGGGUGAGAGAAGGCAGCAGGCGCAGGCGCAGGCUCAGCCUUGCAGCGCCAAUCUCUGUGGGCGGCAAAAGAG